AUGGAAUACAAUGAUCAGCCUGAUCUCUUAGCAUUUUUGCAAGAGCAAGAACAACUACGUCUACCAACUAUGGAUUUCAAUGCUCACACUCUUUCAGCUACAGGAGGUAAUGUUACUGGGUCUUCACCUCAUUCUGAUACGAGUACAUUGAUAGAGUUGGAAAAAUUGAAGAAUUUUACUGAUGUAUCGACUGAGCAUAUCAAUAAUAUUAUUACAAGUAAUAACAACACUGGAAGUCUUCUAUUAUUAAGCUCUAAUGACGAUCAGCCAGUGUCUAAAGAAGAAGAAUUAGAGAAGAAGAGGAAACAGAAUAGAAUGGCACAGAAGGCAUUUCGUGAAAGAAAAGAAGCAAAGAUAAAGGAGUUACAGAACAGAUUGGCUACUACUCAAGAGGAUAAUGAGAAACUAAUGAACGAAAUUAAAGUUCUAAAAGAAUUCAAUUUAAAGAUUAACUUCGAGAAUAAUAAAUUGUUGUUGAAACAGAAGGAAAUACAAAAUAAUACCUGUGGCAUGACCACUGAUCAAUAUGAUACAAAGUUCUCGUUCCCUACUCAGGACCAAUUCUUCGCUAAUAUGUUAAAUGGUACUGUCCGCGAUCAAUCCAAUUUGAAAAGCGUAGACUAUAUGGACAGCGACGGAAACAGGUUGCUGACUAUACCGGCAGUCUGGGAAUAUCUAAACAGUUUGACUAACUAUUUUGAUAUCGAUAUUCCUAAUGUCAUGGAAAAUUUGAAAGGUCAUGAACAAUGCAAUGGUUUUGGUGCAGCUUAUAAAAAAUCACUAAUCGAUAGAUUAGUUCAGGAAGCUCUUGAACAAUUUUAA
Kazachstania africana CBS 2517 is the source of this 822-nucleotide messenger RNA. RefSeq names its product bZIP transcription factor. Gene Ontology annotation, molecular function: DNA-binding transcription activator activity, RNA polymerase II-specific; transcription cis-regulatory region binding. The record is from RefSeq and is a predicted model, not a curated record. Gene Ontology annotation, cellular component: RNA polymerase II transcription regulator complex. The transcript has a single exon. NCBI's taxonomy places the organism in Eukaryota, Fungi, Ascomycota, Saccharomycetes, Saccharomycetales, Saccharomycetaceae. The coding region runs from base 1 to 822 and encodes 273 amino acids.